Molecule: messenger RNA, 1798 nt
Organism: Ruditapes philippinarum (Manila clam)
Lineage: Eukaryota; Metazoa; Mollusca; Bivalvia; Venerida; Veneridae
Product: transmembrane protein 11, mitochondrial-like
Exons: 2
Coding region: 101-631 (176 amino acids)
Biological process (GO): inner mitochondrial membrane organization
Cellular component (GO): mitochondrial inner membrane
Source: RefSeq, a predicted model, not a curated record
AUGUCCAUUACUAAUUAUACCGGAUACCGGUAUUUAUUCAUUACUAGUUAUACCGGAUAUCGGUAUUUAGCAAAGAACAGAGUUAAUUCCCUUCACAAAAAUGGCGGUCACAACUGCCAGAACUCGUCCUGGGGGUCCACCAGAGUAUGUUAUUAUCCAGGAGCCAGACACUGAGGAAUUUACUGAUGAAGAUUUAGAAAUGGAGUUAGAUAGAGCACUAGAUGCUCAGGCAGAGUUUAUUGUCAUUGAACCUAAAACCCUCGGUGACGAAACAGCUAGAUGGAUUAAAGUAGGGAAUUGUUUACACAAAACAGCAGUUGUGACUGGCUUUCUAAGCGGAGUUACAUUGUAUGUGGACAGCUCAAGGAACUAUGUUAUAAUAUCUUGUGGUGUUCUCAGCGUAUUUUGCGCCAGUGUCUAUGCAGUUUCGUGGCAGUAUGACCCCUGUUGCAAAUAUCAGGUCGAAGACAAUUUACCAAAGUUGGAAAAAAUUCUAGAAAAUCUCAACACAGUCACACCUGUAGUUCUUGUACGGAAAGAGGACGCUCGUAGAAAAAAGCUACACAAUAUUAUUGCUAUAAUAUCUGGAAUUAUUUGUGCAUACAAAUUUUACAAAUGGAUCAAAAGUUAAUGUCAGGACAUUUUAGAGCUCAUUUACAUAAAUCAUUUUUUGACUCAAAGACAUCAUGUGAAGAAUGAAUGAUCAAUCAGAAACUGUACAUUGGUAUAUUAAAAAAGAAAUGGUGCCAUUCAUUAGACUAAAUCUGAUUGCGACACACUCUUUAUUUGAUCAUGUCUUUGUAAUGGCACUCAAGAUGCAGAGUCAAAAUAGUUGUAUGAAUGUGUUUAUAGUUUUUAGACACUAAUUCAUAUUUCCAUAUUAUGAAUAAUGAAGCAUUAUGAAACUGCCAUGAUUUUAUCAUGUCCAGAUAAUAUUAGAUGUUCACGAUAAUCAAGGGCAUUAACUGUGUAAGAAAAUCUCAAUCUGUUGACAAGUUAAAUACCUGUCAGUCUGCACUGUUCAAUAAGUUUAUUUCUUUAUUUACAAUGAACUAUUUCAUGUAAUGUUCUUAAUAUGUCUUAUAAGCAUCUGCAUGUAACCCUUGAUCUGCUGUAUUUGUUUAAAGGCCCAUUAUGCUUUUAAUUUUAUUUUAUUUCUCAAAACUUUUAGUUUUUGGUAUCUUGGUACAUUUCUGAAAAUCAGUACUCGUUUGCCUUAUACAGGAACCUUUUUUCGCUACUUUUACUCUGUUGGCAACUGGUGCCCGCAGGGCCAUUAUUCAUUUUGUUGGCCGAUUAUCACCUUCAGGCCCUACUCUGCUGUGAGCAAAUGUUUAACACCUCUAAGAAAUUAAAAAAAUAUGGACUUUUUAGGCAAAAUGUGCCUUUGAAAGGCUAUUCCAGUAUUCAUUUUGGAAUGGUUCUUUGUCAAGAUUUGGGAUAUCAAGAUGAAAAUUUAAAUUAAAAGUUUGUUAGCUAUCAGUGGUUCUUGGCCUGGCUUUGUAUUGGUAGCAAAGACUAACCAAUUCGGUUCUAGCAGGACAAGGGUUAAAGUCAUAAUUAUCAUGGUGUAAAUGUUUGAAUUUGAAUUUGGAUGCAAUCAUAAUUGUGUUUAAUAUUUGAAUAAAUUGUAAAUGUGAAACUGUUAUCAAGCAUGUAAAUUCUGUAAGUGUAUGUAAAUAUUAAUGACGGGCAUGUAGCAUGUUCCUUUGAAAAUUGAGUUAAGUUUAACAAAUUCAGAUUAUUUUAAUUGAGGAUUUGUAAAUUAAAGAUGAAACCAAAAUUGUAUUUUGUGUUU